Molecule: messenger RNA, 2881 nt
Organism: Malus domestica (apple)
Lineage: Eukaryota; Viridiplantae; Streptophyta; Magnoliopsida; Rosales; Rosaceae
Product: flowering time control protein FCA-like
Cellular component (GO): ribonucleoprotein complex
Molecular function (GO): protein binding; mRNA binding
Source: RefSeq, a predicted model, not a curated record
UCGAGUCUCGACGCAGCAAACAGCAGAUGGAUAAUCUGUGCUUCCCUCUGAGUUUUACUCAUUACACUCUCACAACGAAAGGACUUCACUUUGUCUUUAAUCUCCAAGUCUUUCUCUUCCGAAAUUCAAGCUCCAGUCUUGGCGCUAGGGUUAGGGUUAGGGUUAGGGCACGCAGAACUUCGUAAAGCUGGAUAGGUACAGAGUAGACCGCUAUGGCGACAACGACGACGGCGACCACCACCACCACCAGGACUCGGUCCCCUACCGUCGACCCUCUCGCUUCUCCGACGCGCCCAUGAACCACCAGAGCCACCACACUCGCCGCAGCCCUCCUAACUAUCGCGGCGGAGGAGGUCGUGGUAGUGGUGGUCCACACCGUGGCUUCGACACCCCGCCUCGCGACUCUUCCGGUGGGUUCCGGUCAUUUGGGGGCGCCGGCGCCGGCGGUGGAGGGUUUGGCCCGAACUACCAGGACCCACCUCCGCUAUCGGGUCAGAAACGAGGUUUUACUCGUGGAGGUUCUCCAGAUCGUUUCGAUAGAGGCAGCUUUGCCAAACUAUUUAUUGGAUCAGUUCCUAGGACAGCCACCGAGGAAGAUAUUCGUCCUGUGUUUGAAGAACAUGGAGAAGUGAUAGAGGUUGCUCUGAUCAAAGAUAAGAAAACAGGACAGCAGCAAGGUUGUUGUUUUAUAAAAUAUGCAACCUCAGAAGAAGCUGGUAGGGCAAUUAGAGCUUUGCAUAAUCAACAUACUCUUCCUGGGGGAACGGGUCCUAUCCAAGUCAGAUAUGCCGAUGGUGAACGAGAACGCCUUGGUGCGGUUGAGUACAAAUUAUUUGUGGGAUCACUGAACAAACAAGCUACGGAAAAGGAAGUUGAGGAAAUUUUUUCACCAUUUGGUCAGGUUGAAGAUGUUUACCUCAUGCGUGAUGAAUUGAAGCAGAGUCGUGGAUGUGGAUUUGUAAAGUACUCCCAGAGAGAUAUGGCAUUGGCAGCUAUAAAUGGUCUUAAUGGGAUAUAUACAAUGAGAGGUUGUGAUCAACCACUAACUGUCCGGUUUGCUGAUCCUAAAAGGCCUAGGCUUGGAGAUUCAAGGGGUCCUGCAUUUGGGGGUCCAGGUUUUGGUCCUCGAUUUCAAGCCCCAGGGCCCAGACCAAUGCCUAACUUUGGCGAUCCUAUGCGCGAUCAAAUUCCAACUAAUACUUGGCAUCCAAUGAGUCCACCAAACUUAGGAUCAUCCACCAAUCCUGGUAGUCGUGGCUUUGGGGGCAAUUUGCUUCCUUGGUCUGGAGACAUGCCGUUUCCCUUGAAUUCAGGUGGCCAUGGCGGCUCUGCAGAGGGUCCUCUUCCUGGAAUGGCUGUUUCGUCUUCUUUAACAUCACAAAAGAGUUUUAACCAGUCUAUGCCACAUGUUGGCCAGCAAAUAUCUCCAUUACAGAAGCAUAUUCAGUCACCUCAGCAUUUGCCACCACCCCUCCAACAGCACCGUCAAACUUCGGCAUCAUACACACAAACACAAACAGUACGGCAGCUUGGUCAGGCUCAACUUCCUCAUUCUGCUGGUCAAACACCGUUUAGUCAAGCAUUACCGUCACAACAGUUUCUUGGCUCGGGUGGACAGUUGUCUGUUCCUCAGCCUGAGGCUCAGAAGAAUGCGCCUUCUGCUACAGCACUACCAGCCCCUUUGAAUAUCAGCUUACAACCUCGGCCCAUGCCCACUGCAUCAAAUCAACAGCAGCCUGGUUCUGCUCCUGCUCAGCAACAACUGAUUCAGCCUCUUCAGCAGUCACCCUCUCCGUUAGCUCAGAUGCUGUCGCAACAGACACAAACUCUGCAAGCAAGCUUUCAAUCAUCUCAGCAGGCGUUCUCCCAGCUCCAACAACAGCUGCAGCAAAUGCAACCUUCAAAUCAGGGGUUGGCAAUGCAUCAGAAUCCCCAGGCUAACAAACAGCAACAGUCUCAGUGGAUUGGGGUUGCAUCGCAUACAGUUGCCAGCACUACUGCUUCCACACCGGCGGUGGAUGUGCUUUCAACCGCAUCUGUUGCUCCAGCUAUUCCCGGAUCCCAGGCUAUAGCUCCUGCAAAAUGUGUUUGGACAGAGCACACCUCCCCAGAUGGAUACAAGUACUAUUAUAAUAAUGCAACUGGUGAAAGCAGGUGGGAGAAACCUGCCGAACUUACAUUGUUUGAGCAACAGCAGCAACAAAAGGCGCCAGUUCAGCAGCCUCAUGUCCCAUCGCUCCCUCCAAAUCGGUCUGCACAGCAAAUUUCUCAAACGCAACAGCUGCAUCAUCAAUCUCAGCUUCAACCACAGCUCCGGACUAACUUGCAGUUACAACAGCCCUCAUUUUCUUCAUCGUAUCAGGCCUCUGGAAUUAUAGGUCACCAAAAUGUUCAGGAAGGAAGUUAUUCACAAUUAUCCACUCCUAGUUCAGUCGGUGAUCCUUCACGCUACCAACAGGGGCUUCAGGCUGCUCAGGAGUGGAUGUGGAAGAAUAAACCAACAGGGGCUUGAAGUGGUCAAGCAGAAUGUAAGGUGGCACGUCGUCAGCAAAAGAAUUGAUGCUUGGAGGAAGCCGAGCGAUAGCAUAAUUGUAUGAAUUUUGAUCACGAUGCAGCCAAGGGUCCUUGUUAGAGCUUGAAAAUGUUGAGUAGGAUGUGUGUAGUGUAGUGGAAACGUUCUUCGGCCCUUCAGUUCCAUUUUUGUGAGCCUUUUUUUUACUGUUUACAGUUACUGGCUCACUGAAUUGAACGUGUACCGUUAGCCUAAAAUCGAGUUGUAGGAUAUAAUUGUAAAACAUAGAAAUCCGAUAAUUAUCAGAUAAACAUUAGUUUAGCUUGUACUUAAACCCAAAAAAUAAAAUAUUUGGUAGAUAAUAUGUCA